Molecule: messenger RNA, 1258 nt
Organism: Solanum pennellii
Lineage: Eukaryota; Viridiplantae; Streptophyta; Magnoliopsida; Solanales; Solanaceae
Product: methylecgonone reductase-like
Exons: 4
Coding region: 112-1107 (331 amino acids)
Cellular component (GO): cytosol
Molecular function (GO): aldose reductase (NADPH) activity
Source: RefSeq, a predicted model, not a curated record
AAUUUAGUUCCAAGUAUAUUACAAGUCUCUAAAUUAGGUUAUCACACCAGGUGGAACGUUGUUGGGAUAUAUAUAUAUAUAUAUACCUUUACCAAUUAUUCAUUUUAGGUCAUGACUAUGAACAUGAUCAAGCAAAUGUUAGUGCCAAAUGUGAAUUUGAAUUCUGGUCAUAAAAUGCCUCUUAUAGGGAUGGGAACAGCACCUUCCUUACCACAACAUGAUCAAUUAGUGUCAACACUGAUAGAUGCCAUUGAAAUCGGUUAUCGUCACUUUGACUCAGCCGCGGUCUAUGGCUCUGAGGAAGCACUUGGCCAAGCAGUGGUGGAAGCCAUACAACGCGGACUAAUUAAGAGUCGUGAACAAGUCUUUAUUACGUCUAAAUUAUGGUGCACGGAAACUCAUCGCCACCUUGUUCUUCCUGCCUUAAAAAGAACUCUUGGGAGGCUCAAGAUGGAUUACUUGGAUUUAUACCUAAUACAUUUGCCAGUGACAAUGAAGAAGAAGGUUAAUAGUAAGGAUGAUGAAAUGAGGGUUGAUAAAGAGGAUAUAAUUCCAUUUGACAUGAGAGGGACAUGGGAAGCCAUGGAAGAAUGUUGUAGAUUAGGUCUAGCCAAAUCUAUUGGUGUCUCCAACUUUACAUGCACUAAGCUCUCUCAAAUCCUACACUAUGCUACCAUUCUUCCUGCAGUAAACCAAGUGGAAAUGCAUGUUGCAUGGAGGCAGGAGAAGAUGUUAGAGUUUUGCAAGGAAAAAGGAAUACAUGUGAGUGCAUGGUCUCCACUUGGAGCUAAUGGGAUAACUCCUUGGGGCACCCAUUCUGUUAUGGAGAGCCCUGUCCUUAAAGAUAUUGCCAUUCACAAACGCAAGAGCGUUGCUCAGGUGGCAUUAAAAUGGGUAUAUGAGCAAGGAGCUAGUGUAAUAGUGAAGAGUUUCAACAAGGAAAGGAUGAAAGAGAACCUACAAAUUUUGGAUUGGGAAUUAAGUAAUGAAGAAAUAGCUCAAAUUCAAGAGAUUCCUCCUUGCACUGGAUUUAAAGUUGACAUGGUUUUAGUUCAUCCAAAUGGACCAUACAAAUCUGCCGAUCAAUUCUGGGAUGGUGAGAUAUAGAAGUCAUAAUAUUAUAUUUUUUCGUAAACAAAAUAAUUAUAUUAAGAAAAAAAGAUUUAAUGGACCCCUAUGCGUUUGUAUUGUGGAUCCUUUUACCUAACACUUUACCAUUUUAAUCUUUAAAUUACUUAAUCAAACGAUGAUUUUUAAA